Molecule: messenger RNA, 1704 nt
Organism: Fraxinus pennsylvanica
Lineage: Eukaryota; Viridiplantae; Streptophyta; Magnoliopsida; Lamiales; Oleaceae
Source: the annotation of a GenBank genome assembly
AUGGAAAACAUUUUCAGACCAAAAUCCAAGCUCUUCCUCAUUUUCUUGUCUUGUUUUUCUCUUGUUUUGUUCACACUUUACACUCUAAAUUCCCAUAUAAUCACUCAAAGAAGUUCAUCAAUUAACUCAACAUCAAUACACAUUCACAAGCACAUUCAAGUAGCAAAUACACAUUGCCAAGGCACGUUGUACCCAGAAUUGUGUGUCUCUACACUCUCUACAUUCCCAGAUCUUCACAAAAAAUCUAUCCCGGAAGUUAUAUCCACCCUUGUCAAUGUCACCGCCGUGGAGGUCCGCGCCUGCGCUGCCAACGCCACCGGUCUCCGCCGGAGACUCAAGAAACUCGACCCCAUUGAUCGGAGAGCUCUCGACGACUGUCUCGAGCUUUUUUCGGACACGGUGGCUGAGCUGAAAAUUAUACUUUCCGAUCUAGCAAAAAACACUUCUGCAGAAAAAAAUUAUUUGGAUUUACAAACACUUCUCAGUGCUGCAAUGACAAAUCAGUACACUUGCCUUGAUGGGUUCGCUUAUAGUAAAAACAACACUCGCCGGUUCAUUCAAGGCCGGCUAAAGAAAAUCUCUAAGCAUGUGAGUAAUUCACUCGCCAUGCUCAAGAAAAUCAAGAAGAAGAAGAAGAAGGGUUCAAGUAAUAAUGAAGUGUUUGACGAAUACGGGUCGACGAAAAAGGGGUUCCCGGUUUGGCUUCGGAAGAAGGACCGGAAACUUUUACAGGCGUCGGCGAAUCAAACGCAGUUUAAUUUGGUGGUUGCGAAAGAUGGGAGUGGGAACUUUACGACUAUAAAUGAGGCGUUAAGUGCAGCGCCGAAUAAUAGUAAUACAAGGUUUGUGAUUUACAUCAAGGGUGGAGCGUAUUAUGAGUACAUUGAAGUGGAAAGGAGAAAGAGCAUGAUCAUGUUUGUAGGAGAUGGAAUUGGAAAGACACUUAUAAAGGGCAAUCGGAGUGUCGGGGAUGGCUGGACAACUUUCCGAUCUUCUACCGUUGCGGUGGUGGGAAAUGGAUUCAUCGCCAAAGGCAUCACAUUUGAGAACUACGCCGGUCCAAGCAAUCACCAAGCUGUGGCGCUAAGGAGCAGCGCAGAUUUCUCCGCCUUCUACCAAUGCAGCUUCGUCGCAUAUCAAGACACACUCUACGUCCAUUCCUUCCGUCAAUUCUACCGCGAGUGCGACAUUUACGGCACAAUCGACUUCAUCUUCGGCAACGCGGCUGUCGUCUUCCAAAACAGCAAUCUAUACGCGCGUAGACCUAACGCCAAUCAAAGAAACAUAUAUACUGCCCAAGGAAGGGAAGAUCCGAACCAAAACACUGGGAUUUCAAUCCUCAAUUGCAAAGUCGCCGCAGCCGCCGAUUUGAUUCCAGUCCAAUCCUCGUUCCGAACCUAUCUCGGUCGGCCGUGGAGACAGUAUUCCAGGACUGUAUUUCUUCUGUCAUAUAUUGGUGAUCUGGUUGAACCGGCGGGUUGGUUGGAAUGGAAUGGAACUUUUGCAUUGGAUACGCUUUAUUAUGGAGAGUAUAGAAAUAGAGGACCCGGGUCAAACACGACUGCUAGAGUGAGUUGGCCGGGUUACCGAGUUAUAAAUAAUUCAACUGAAGCGAGUCAGUUUACUGUUGCGAAUUUCAUACAAGGAGAUCAAUGGCUGCCAGCGACGAAAAUUCCGUUCUAUUCCAAUUUAACGGCCGUUUGA